Molecule: messenger RNA, 1371 nt
Organism: Limulus polyphemus (Atlantic horseshoe crab)
Lineage: Eukaryota; Metazoa; Arthropoda; Merostomata; Xiphosura; Limulidae
Product: homeobox protein EMX1-like
Exons: 3
Coding region: 1-855 (284 amino acids)
Biological process (GO): central nervous system development; neuron differentiation; regulation of DNA-templated transcription
Molecular function (GO): DNA binding; DNA-binding transcription factor activity, RNA polymerase II-specific
Source: RefSeq, a predicted model, not a curated record
AUGGCGCCGGUGGUGCCACUGCCUGUUAAGCCGAAGCUCCGAUUUUCCAUUGAAUCUUUGGUUGGAAAAGAUGGUCACAGAGAUUCGGCUCAACUUGAAGAAAGCAUGGAUGUAGAGAACUUAUCACCAACUCCAACACGUGAAGAUUCUUCUUCCCCUAGUGGCUGGAUGAUGCCCGUCACUGUUAGUCACGACUCGCCGUGUCGGACUCUGCCUGUUAGGCCCGUUUGUUCUAUUGCUAGAGCUGCCCCUCCAUGUUUAGAAUCCUUUCCCGGCUACGGCGGCUUGAGACCUCCGGUCGUGUAUACUGCUCCUGAAGAAACUUCGACACCGUAUCUGUGUUCGCCCAACCCAUCCUCAUUGCAAGCCGUAUCUCCUUUUCUCCUGAACCGAGACCCGUAUCCAUUAUAUCCAUGGUUUCUUGCUUCUAGACAUCCAAGAUUCCUAUCUCAUCGCAUACCUGGUCCAGAUUUUUUACUUCAUCCGUUCAGAAAACCGAAAAGAAUCCGAACAGCUUUUUCUCCUUCCCAGUUGCUGAAGUUGGAACAUGCUUUUGAAAAGAGUCAUUACGUCGUGGGAGCUGAAAGAAAACAGUUAGCUCAGAGUCUUAGUCUCACAGAAACUCAGGUGAAAGUGUGGUUCCAAAACAGAAGGACCAAACACAAACGUCAGAAGCAGGAGGAAGAACAAACAAACAAACACCAACCAGAAGAAUUAUCGUCUCAUAGUUCUGAUUCAUCUGAUGAAAUCACUGUCGUAGAAACAAGACCCACAAAUAUCCGGAAGUCUCCAAACGUAGACCUUGACGAUUCUUUUGUUCGCGACCACCCUUGUUCAUCAUCGCCUUCAAGAUGACUUUAAGUGUGGUCCCAUAGUGACUUUAUGUUGGUUACCUGUAUAGUAAAAAAAAAGAGUGGAAUGAUUUCUAUAAGUAGAACACGGAUGAAUUCAAAAUGUUUAAUACUUACAAUCAUGGCGAGGUAAAUCAUAUUCCAUGAGAAGGUUGUUUACUGACUGUAGUUGUUUCAUCUUCCAGAGAAUCAAAGAUAAGGUUCUGAAAGAUAAUUACUACAGGUCGAAUUACUGACUUUUCCAAGGUCUUUAUAUUUAUACAAUCUAACGCAUACACCAAAAUAAAAUUUCGUAAUGACCGAGGACCAAUGUAUAACGUAUGUGCGAUGGUUGUGAUUAGAUUUUAAACAAUUUCAUGCCCUUUCUUGUCCGUGCUAUGAUUCUAGCGAGAAAGGAGUCCAAUAUGAAGGGCGGCCGACUUCCGGUCUCCCUAUAUCUAUACAGACUUAAGUUACGCACGUACAGUGUAGUCUGUUCAAAAAAGAGGGUAUCAAUUCAACUCCACAAAACAUGAAUAUG